GGCGGCUUCAACCUAACUGGGGCGUGGCCUGGGGGCGUGGCCUCGGCGGGGCGGGCGCCUCGGAGCUGCUAAGUUUGGCUGUGGCGGCAAAUGGGUUUGGGCGGCUCCUCGGCGGGUGGCUGCGGUGGCCUCAGCGGUUCCUCCCGGCCCUGUUAAUGUCAGGGCCGAGCCGGGGGAGGAUGGCGCCCUAGAGCCCGGCCUUGCUGGGGUAGGGGCGGGAGGGGGCCGGGGCGGGGAACGGCCAUGUCGGAGGUGACCCGGAGUCUGCUGCAGCGCUGGGGCGCCAGUCUGAGGAGAGGCGCCGACUUCGACUCCUGGGGCCAGCUGGUGGAGGCGAUAGACGAGUAUCAGAUAUUAGCACGACACCUACAGAAGGAGGCCCAAGCUCAACACAAUAAUUCUGAAUUCACAGAAGAGCAAAAGAAAACCAUAGGCAAAAUUGCAGCAUGUUUAGAAUUGCGAAGUGCAGCACUACAGUCCACACAGUCCCAAGAAGAAUUUAAACUGGAGGACCUGAAGAAGCUAGAACCAAUCCUGAAGAAUAUUCUUACAUAUAAUAAAGAAUUCCCAUUUGAUGUUCAGCCUAUCCCAUUAAGACGAAUUUUAGCACCUGGUGAAGAAGAGAAUUUGGAGUUUGAAGAAGAUGAAGAAGGUGGUGCAGGGGCAGGACCUCCUGAUUCUUUCUCUGCUCGAGUUCCUGGUUCCUCACACCUGGCCCCUAUCAAGCAGAAGUUCUUUUUAGAAGGUACUUUAUUGCCACGGUUGCCGUCAGAACCAGGGAUGACGUUACUCACUAUCAGGAUUGAGAAAAUUGGUCUGAAAGAUGCGGGCCAGUGCAUCGAUCCCUACAUUACAGUCAGCGUGAAAGAUUUGAAUGGCAUAGAUUUAACUCCUGUGCAAGAUACUCCUGUGGCUUCAAGAAAAGAAGAUACAUAUGUUCAUUUUAAUGUGGACGUUGAACUCCAGAAACAUGUUGAAAAGUUAACCAAAGGUGCGGCCAUCUUCUUUGAAUUCAAACAUUACAAGCCUAAAAAGAGGUUUACCAGCACCAAGUGUUUUGCCUUCAUGGAGAUGGAUGAAAUUAAACCUGGGCCAAUCAUAAUAGAACUAUACAAGAAACCCACUGACUUUAAAAGAAAGAAAUUGCAAUUAUUGACCAAGAAACCACUUUAUCUUCAUCUACAUCAAACUUUACACAAGGAAUGAUCCUGAUGCAAAUAACCGAGAACUUGCGUGAAUUUUACCACUCAGAAACCAUCAUAGCUCUGUGUAGCGUAUCAUCCUUCAACAAGCAGGAUAUUAAUCCUACCCGGGCCAACAAGUCUUUUGCAAAGGUGGACCCCAGAAUUCAGCUCGUCACUGACCUAUCACUCCUUUGGAUACAGAUCUUGAAACAUUUUUACUUUUCUAUUAAUUUUACAAUUAAUAGUCUAUUUUCUCAUUACCACUACUACCCUGUUUCCAGAUAGUACUGUUGUGGUAGAUGUGCUGAACCUCAGACAAUGCAGCAAUAACAAUGUGCUAGAGUUUACAUCUCUGCUCACUUCUGCUCCAGUAUGCUCUUCUGGUUUGAAUGUCACGCUCUGGGUUAAGGUGGGUAGAAUUUCUCUGAGUUACAUUGCUGUCAAAGUCUCCUAACGUAGAAGUGGCCUAGCCUGACACCAUGGGUCUCCUGCAUAGAAAGUGUGCCCUGGCCAGAGGAGAAUCCCACAUGGAGAGUCCCCAGAUGACCAAAUUGAUUUCCUCCAGUGAGCACAUGUAUAAUCAGGUGGGUUAUCUAUCUGUUCUUCUCUGUCAUACCGCUAAUUCUUUCUGGUAAAUUCUAGGGUUAAUGCUGGAACCAUCUCAGAAUGACCACAGAUUUUUAAAUGUGUUUACAAUAUCUUUUAAAUUGUAUCAUUUAGGAAACAGUUGAGUCAUGUUAAGAUGCUGUGGGGUAACUGCUGCUUUCCUGACAACCCGAUUCGAGACCUUAAGAUGGCAUACCUCUCCUUAGAAUGCAAAAUCUGGAAAGAUAGUCUAUUUUUUUUAAUAUAAGUAGAUAGGAUUGCCAUUUAUUUCCUACUUAGAUAUACAGCCAUUCAUCCAUAUGAAAAUAUGCAGGUCAUUAUUUUGAAUUGACUAUUUACUUUUGAUGUAACAAGGCAUAAAUAAAACUUUCGAAGCACACGAUGGAUAGUUGUUACACAGAACGUUAAGAUUUGUGAGGGGCUGUCUGUGGGCUAGAUAUAGAACCCACAUAUUUUAAUAUCCACUUUUCACUGAACAGUAUAUGAGGGGACUGCACUGUCAGUAGUGGGCCUGUUUUAAGUAGUAUAACCUCAUCACACCAUUCAAUAUAUUUACUUCAAGUAAAUAACCACAAUGAUGAUGUUUUAACGUUGCCCUUCAAGAGUUCUAGUCUUGACUUUCAGCACAUGCUAAGUCACUGUUUGCUAGAUAUAUGUUAAUAAAAACUGUAUUUCAGGUUCAACCUGAAAAAAAAAUCCACAACCAAAUUAAUCUUGAUUAGGUUAAUUCCAAAUGCUAAAAUAAGUCCAUCUAUAGUAGCUCUCGGGGAUGAAAAAAAUUGCCUUAAAUUAGCUCAUUGUCCAAUUCAAGCUUUGCGUGUGGAUCCCCAGACUGUAAGCUCAAGGGCAAGAGCCUCAUCUCUGUCAUGUAGGGUUCAAAGGUGCUUGGCUUUCUCUGUACAUGGGAGUACUCAGUACCUUUUGUUUGAUGUUGCUGACUAGACCUAAAAAAUAAUUCCUUAAUACCUACUAUUAUUAAAAUGUAGCAAAGA
This is a messenger RNA of Meriones unguiculatus (Mongolian gerbil), 2782 nucleotides long. RefSeq names its product axin interactor, dorsalization associated (gene Aida). Gene Ontology annotation, biological process: determination of ventral identity. The record is from RefSeq and is a predicted model, not a curated record. Bases 244 to 1206 code for a protein of 320 amino acids. The transcript has 11 exons. Gene Ontology annotation, cellular component: membrane. NCBI's taxonomy places the organism in Eukaryota, Metazoa, Chordata, Mammalia, Rodentia, Muridae. Gene Ontology annotation, molecular function: phosphatidylinositol binding.